Messenger RNA from Mauremys mutica (yellowpond turtle), 4538 nucleotides. RefSeq names its product mucin-19-like. Gene Ontology annotation, cellular component: nucleus. The coding region runs from base 1 to 4302 and encodes 1433 amino acids. The transcript is spliced from 14 exons. The record is from RefSeq and is a predicted model, not a curated record. NCBI's taxonomy places the organism in Eukaryota, Metazoa, Chordata, Testudines, Geoemydidae.
AUGGGCCCCCGGGCACUGGCAGUCACGGACCCCUGCUGCUGCCAUGACGUGCCCCACGAUCUCAGCCUCCUGGGACCCCCAAUCCCGACAAGUAUUGUGCGGAGGACUCCGCACCCCUUCCCCGAAUGCAUCAGCGACUUCGCCUUCGCCGGGUGGAUCCCGGUCAUCGGGGAGCUGCAGAAGCUGCUGGCACGGGGGGAGUACAAGCCCUUGUGCCCUGCCCCCCUCUUUGAGAGCAACUUCCUGCAGGUGACCAAGCAGGGCGAGCUGGUGGAUCUGCACAACCGCGCCAGCCUGGUGACCCUGGGCAUCGCCGCCACCAGCCCCGCCCUGCUCCUGCCCGACGUCAUGAUCAUCGCCCGCCCCACGGAGAGGCCCCAGGGGGAGCCGUUGGGCCCCAGGGGGGCUCACGUCCAGCCGGGGCUGGAGCUGACCCGGCUGAUCCCGCUGGAGCUGGUGAGCAUCUUCCUGCAUGACCUGGGGGAGCAGCGGCUGAAGCUGCGCCUGGCCACGGGGCGAGUCUACUACCUGCAGCUCUGCGCCCCCCGGGGGGAGGAGCGCCCACUCUUCGCACGCUGGCUGCGCCUCAUCUACCUGCUGAGGGCCCCCCCGGACAGCUGGGCCAGCGUCCCCUCCUGGCACGCCGCCGACCUGCGUGGGCGCAGCGCCAAGCCGCCCCCCAGCCAGCGGCUGCGGCCCAUCCAGGAGGAGGAGGAGCCCAGGGCCCUGAAACCCCAACUUGGGGAGCCCCCGGGCAGCGGGAGCCGGACCCCCAGCCAGGGGCAGCUGAGCGGGAGGCAGCGCCCAGCCAGCCCCACCAGGGGGCAGCAACCCUCCACGCAGAGCGUAGGGGGACGGGGGUCCAGAUGCCCCGCAUCACCCAGCAUAGCAGCCCCGGUGAGACGCUCCCCCAGCACCACUCAACUCCUUGAUGGUCUUUCCGAGUCCCGGGCAAAGGUCGCCAGCCCCUGGACGCAGCAGGGCCCAGUGUCCGGGGAGCCGAGCGCAGAGAGGAACCGUGGCCAGCUGAGCCUGGACAUCCCCCCUGGUUCCCGGAGCCCGGCAGGAACCCCGAGCCAGCGUGGAUCUAGUGCUGGCUCCAGAGCCACCACGGCUCCUGGCUCCCCUGAGCGAUCCAGAGCCUCCGUGGGCGUGGGGCGCUCGGCGGUGGGCACGGCCUCCGUGGGCGUGGGGCGCUCGGCGGUGGGCACGGCCUCCGUGGGCGUGGGGCGCUCAGCGGUAACCACAGCGUCGGCAGCAGCGGGUCCAUCCAGGCCAGCCAGCACCCAGCCCUCGGGGAUGGGCAGAGAGAUGGAGCCGGGCGAGAGAUCCAGGGAGCCCAGCACGGAGAGGAGCCGAGCCCCGCUGGGCCACGCCAGCCCCUCCACGGGGCAGGGCAGGUCCCGUUCCCAGAGCCAGCGUGAAUCUAGUGCAGCAUCCAGAGCCACCACGGCUCCCGGCUCCCCUGAGCGAUCCAGAGCCUCCAUGGGCGUGGGGCGCUCGGCGGUGGGCACGGCCUCCGUGGGCGUGGGGCGCUCGGCGAUGGGUACGGCCUCCAUGGGAGUGGGGCGCUCGGCGGUGGGCACAGCCUCCGUGGGCGUGGGGCGCUCGGCAUUAGCCACGGUGUCGGCAGCGGCAGGUCCAUCCAGGCCGCCCAGCGCCCGGCCCUCAGGGAUGGGCAGAGAGAUGGAGCCGGGCGAGAGAUCCAGGGAGCCCAGCACGGAGAGGAGCCGAGCCCCGCUGGGCCACGCCAGCCCCUCCACGGGGCAGGGCAGGUCCCGUUCCCGGAGCCAGCGUGAAUCUAGUGCAGCAUCCAGAGCCACCACGGCUCCCGGCUCCCCUGAGCGAUCCAGAGCCUCCGUGGGCGUGGGGCGCUCGGCGGUGGGCACGGCCUCCUUGGGUGUGGGGCGCUCGGCGGUGGGUACGGCCUCCGUGGGCGUGGGGCGCUCAGCGGUAACCACAGCGUCGGCAGCAGCGGGUCCAUCCAGGCCGGCCAGCACCCAGCCCUCGGGGAUGGGCAGAGAGAUGGAGCCGGGCGAGAGAUCCAGGGAGCCCAGCACGGAGAGGAGCCGAGCCCCGCUGGGCCACGCCAGCCCCUCCGCAGAGCAGGGCAGGUCCCGUUCCCAGAGCCAGCAUGAAUCUAGUGCGGCACUUGGACCAACCGGAGCCACCGUGACCCCCAGCUCCCACGAGCGGCCCAGUGGCUCCAGGGCUCUCAGCUCUCCGCAGCCAGCCAGCUCGCCCAUAGCUGCUGCUGCACCUCCGGAGAGAUCUCAACUCUCCGCGGGCGUGGGGCCUUCGGAGGUCACCACGCCGGCCCUGGCCGUGGGCCCCUCUGGGCAGAGAAGCCGGAGCAGCUCCCGGUUGGAUCGAGCCAAGAGACAGGGCACGAGAUCCAGGGCGACAGUUGGAGAAAGCAGCAAAGGCAAAGCCCGGUCCAGCUCCCGCAGCGCCGGCCAGAAGAAGCCGUCCAAGGAGAAGAGAUUGGAGUCGAAGGGGAAGUUGAAAUCAGCCCUGAGUUCAGCCAGGCACAGGAGCAGCCUCACGUUCGUGACCAUCUACAGCGCCCUGUCGAACUCGCUGGACAAGCUGACGGGAGGGAAGCUGAGACAGAGAAGGAGCCAGGAAGAUGCCAAGACGCAGUUGUCUUCGAAGCCCUCCAAGCGGGUCACCAUCUCGGGCGUGGUGCAGCUGUCGGGCCAGGGCAGCCAGGAGACCAGCUCCGUGCCACCCUCAGCUAUGGAGAGCAGCGGGGAGCAGGGCCCGGCUGGCUCCAGGGCGGCUCCACAGCGGGAGAGCGGCCCACUGCCGAAGGCGCAGUCUGGGGGAUCCAGAGCCGCCACAGUUCCCAGCUCCCCCGAGCGAUCCAGAGCCUCCGUGGGCGUGGGGCGCUCGGCGGUGGGCACGGCCUCGGUGGGCGUGGGGCGCUCGGCGGUGGGGCGCUCGGCGGUGGGCACGGCCUCCGUGGGCGUGGGGCGCUCGGCGGUGGGCACGGCGUCGGCAGCAGCGGGUCCAUCCAAGCCGGCCAGCACCCAGCCCUCGGGGAUAGGCAGAGAGAUGGAGCCGGGCGAGAGAUCCAGGGAGCCCAGCACGGAGAGGAGCCAAGCCCCGCUGGGCCACGCCAGCCCCUUCACGGAGCAGGGCAGGUCCCGUUCCCAGAGCCCCAGAGGGAGACCAAGCCAGCUGGGGUCUAGCGCCGUGUCCAGAGAUUCUAGAGCAGCUGGGCCUUCAGAGCGAUCCAGAGCCUCGGUGGCUGCCGGCCCUUCAGAGAGAUCCAGAGCCUCAGUGGCUGCCGGCCCUUCAGAGAUGGCCACGGUGUCGGUGGCCGUGGGUCCGUCCGAGCUGGGGCCAUGGAGCAGCGCCCGGCCCUCGGGGAGGGACCAGCUGAGCCUGCCAGGCAGGGGAUCUAGAGAGCGCAGCAAGACGGGGAACCAGAGUGGAAGCCGAAUCAGUUCCCCGAGCUCCAUCAGGGAGGCUGGGACCCCCGGCACUGUGGCAGCCCUGGGCAUGGAAGGCGAUGAUGUAUCUAGAGAGACAUCCAAAAAGUCCAGAGCCUCUGUGGUUCCAAGCUCGCCAGAAAGAUCGAGACCCAUUUCUCCAGGUGCUGCUGAGAAAUCCAGAGCGUCGGUGGCUCCAGGUUCUGCUGAGAAAUCCAGAGCGUCGGUGGCUCCAGGUUCUGCUGAGAAAUCCAGAGCGUCGGUGGCUCCAGGUUCUGUGGGGAGAUCGAGAGCGUCGGUGGCACCAGGUUCUGCAGAGAGAUCCAGAGUCUCGGUGGCCGCUGGCCCAUCAGAGAGAUCCAGAGCAUCCGUGGCCGCCGGCCCUUCAGAGCUGGCUACGGUGUCGGUGGCCGUGGGACGGUCCGAGCCAGGGUCUCUCAGCAGCGCCAGGACCCCGGGGACAGGUGCUCAGAGGGCUCCCCACGCCGGGAAGAGUCCGUGCUCUGGGGCUCCUCUGGGGACGGAGGCUGGCGACGCAUCCCCGGGCAGUGCCUCUCUGGGGAGAUCCGGGGAGCAGAGCCGAAGCCAGGCCAGGGAGGAAGGAGGGGCCCGUUCCCAGAGCCCCUCGAGGCAGGCGCCCCAUGCGAGAGCUGCAGUCUCUGUGACCCUGGCUCCCUCCAAGGACCAAGGGCCCAGCAGCACCCGGCCCUUGGAGCUGGACAGACAGCGGGAGCUGGGCUGGGGAUCCAGAAAGACGAGGAGCCGGAGCAAAGGUCAGCAGGAAGACAAGCGGGACCCCUCUGUGGGGCACCCCACCAGCAGAGGCGGCAGUGAGCAGGCUGCAGUCAGAAUGAAAUCCCAGUAGAGGCCAGGCCGGACACAGCCAGAGCUGGAGGAGAGGAUUUGUCGCCCGGACCAGGGAGUCUCUCAGGGACAGGACGUCUGGAGGGCCCAGGCUGGGGGAUCGGGGCGGGGAGCAGCUAGGACGCCCCUCAGUGGCCGGCCGGCCAGGAGCACGGGGCAGCGAGUGUCACGGCUUUCCCAGCUUUGCCUAUUAAAAUUUGCAGUGAACGUUGGGUCAGGGUCGUGUGUGCAAUUGUC